Cynocephalus volans (Philippine flying lemur) is the source of this 9171-nucleotide messenger RNA. RefSeq names its product acyl-CoA synthetase family member 3 (gene ACSF3). Gene Ontology annotation, biological process: fatty acid metabolic process. The transcript is spliced from 8 exons. Gene Ontology annotation, molecular function: medium-chain fatty acid-CoA ligase activity. Lineage: Eukaryota; Metazoa; Chordata; Mammalia; Dermoptera; Cynocephalidae. The record is from RefSeq and is a predicted model, not a curated record. Bases 6580 to 8067 code for a protein of 495 amino acids.
AGGCGCUGCCCACAGGCUGCGGGGGGCCGGGCCGGGGCGCGGGACCGUGGGCGGGGGUCGCCGCGACCACCAGUCCUGGUCCCAGCUCCCUGGUUGUCGGAGGCCGCAGGGCCCCGGUGCAAGCAGAGGGGGCUGGCAUGUGCCGCCGCCGCCCCUCAGCGUGCCGCCUGCGCGGCGUUGACCCUUCCGGGCCGCGGGGAGGCGUUGGAGCGGGGGUCCGUGUUCAGCCGCUGGUAGAGUGAAGCCGGUCCGGUCGUGUCUGCGUUCGUCUCGUUUGUGGCCGGCCUGCAGAAGGCGUCCCGUGCUGGGCGCGGCUGGCUCCUCAGCGCGGCGGGAGGGACGGGUGUGGGACCCUGAGGGGCUGCCGGCAGCCACUUCCCUGGAGAUAUUUGAGCUGGGUGGGCUUCAGGGAUGGCUAGGAAUUUGCCAAAAAGGGAAAGGUGAGAGCACAGAGAUGGGAACAGGUACUGCGUGUUUGGGGCGUUGCUGGUUUCUCUGCUGGGGAGAUGUUUGUGGAAGGGGCUGACACUGAGACCUGGUGUGGGAGGCUCGUGCUAGGCCCAGGAGCGAAGGCCUUACCACGGGGCUGUGGGGGCCCUGGGAAAUUUGUAGCAAAGGAGUGACCCGAUCAUAUUGGGCAACAUGACUCUGGUGUUCUUUCCGUGGGUCCAUGCGUGAUUGUUGUAAGAGGAGGCUCCCUUGCCCUUACGCCGUUUGUCUCUGAACCUUGUCUUCACGCCAGACUGAAUUAGUGAACUGUGGACAUGGGAUAGCCCUGAGCUUUGCCCUUCCAGGUGGCAUUUUUAAGAUGGUAUUUUACUUCCUAAAAUGGAUGUAGGUUUCAAGUAUGUGUUUUCCCUUUUGGUUUUGUUGAUUUGAAUGUACUGCUCAUGAAUGCAAUGUGAAUGUCUGUUACUUUAAAAUGUAAUUUUGAAAACAACCCCCAAACCACAGGCGUGGUGUUGAGAUGAGUGUCCUGCAUCGCAGGACGGGCUCAGUCUGCUAUGCCCAUACCUUCCCGAGCAGCAGGCAAGAGGAAGCGUGGGGUCUGUUCUAAAUACAUGGUCUGGAGGGGUGGGUGGGUCAGGUGUGCUAUUGAAUAGGUCAGGUGAUGUCUUAUUCAUUUUGAAACCAGCCACCUUUAUUUGAAUGCAAGUAUCGUUCUUAUCAAGUAAUUUUUGUUGUGAGGCUCCUCAGUGAGCACCAUUCCUGGACUCUACUUGGUGGGUGCCAGGACAUCUGCUCUCACGUAAGCGCUGUGAGACGGGUCUUGUUAUCCUGUCUCACAGAUCAGGGAGUGAAGGCCUAGACAGAUGAAGAAAAGAGCAGCCAUUCAAGUCUAGGUCUUGUUGACUCUAAUCUCUGCUCUUAGCCAGAGUCUGGGUUAAAACAGAAAAGAUGUGAUCCUCCUGGUGUCGGUAGUGUGUCUCUGUGAGAUGUCUGCCUGGGUCUCUGACUGAGGUCUUGUCUCCUAGAGGAACUGGAGAGCAGCUGUGUUUAGUGGUUCCUAAACCUUAAAGAACAUCCAGGAAGAGGCUGUCAAGGCUCAUCAGAAUGCAUGUUCUUAGCGUUUGACUGGGGUUCACUGCCACAUGGUGACCUGCUUAUCUCAGGCAGGCCAAGCUGCUGAGGAGCAGGUGUGUGAAGUUGGUUGUGAAGAUGGAAAACCCCUGACUGAACUGUAUUUAUUUCAUGUUCACUGUCACCCUGAGCCGUGCUGCUGUUGGCAACGGGGAGCCCCACUAUCCAAGGGGUCCCCGUGGUUGAAAGGUAGGGGCUCUCUCUGAGGGAGCUGUGGACUUCUCUGGACCUGGAAGAGUUCAGGAAAAUGAUCACAGCCCUCUGCUUUGAGUAGAUUUUGUCUUGCUUAUUCAAGGCAGGGCUCUGAUCCAGAUGGCCUUAAAGAUUUGAGUUCUGUACCAAAAGAAUUUAUGCUCAAGGGGUUCAGGGUCUCAUACCUGAGGAACUUAAAAGCUGGUUUGUUGAGGGUGGCCCCACUUCCCAUGUUUGUUGGGAGAAUGAAUUAGCUCUUUGGAGCAGGCUUUGGCAAUAUCUAUCAAAACUGAAGGUACCCCAGCAGUGCCACUUCUUGGCACCUGUCCUACAGACAACCCCGUGAGCCUCAGAUGCAGGGACUUCUCUCCUUCCUCCUCCCCGAUGCUCCCUCCCUGGGCAUUUGCUUGGCUGGCUCCUUUUCUCCCUGCAGGUCUCAGCUUGACUGUCCCUCCACAGGGGACUUCCUCCCCACAGGCACCCCUCCAUCCCUCCCGCCCUGGGCAUCUCUUCACAGAAUGUGGGCUUUGUGGGAACCAGGAUUGUCUGUCCCAUGUGGAGCCUGUCACAUCUUGCUGGAAACCCCAGGCAAGGGAAGGAGGAGAGGUGGGGGUCCACCCUGUUUUCCAUCACAAGUCCUCUAGCUCCAGCUGUUUGCUGGCUGCAGGACCUCCACCUGCAGGACAGUCUUGUACACUCCCACCCAGGGAGAGGCAGCAGGGCCUGUUCUCUGAGAUCUUGGAGGUGCGUGGGGUCCCUCGUUGGGGGGAUCCAGCAGGAGAUCCACGGGCUGCCUAAGUGCCCCUUGGCACCCCAGGAAACACCAUCAUUUCCCAAGCACCCCUGGAGCCAGCCAGAAUCUGGCCUUGGGGCCAUAACCCAGAAACAGUGUGCAAUGGGUUUUCUGUUUGCAGAUUCUCUUUGUUUUCAUGUCCCACCCCACCCCUGCCCCAUGCCUGUAAAUAGAGAAUUUGUUGGAAGUGAGAGAAGGGAACACGUUCAAGCCACCCUGCUCUGCUUCUCACUAGCUCACAGUCCUUCUGAAGCUGGUGCAUCUCACGUGGUUAUCACGUUUCUUGUUUCCUUUGGUCAAGCCCAGCUGUUUUCUUGCCAUUUGUUAGGUUUCCUUAUACCGUAGUAGCAGAAAUCCAGGGCUGUGGGCAGACCAGCUGUGGGCCUGCCUCUGAGCCAUUCAUAGAGGGCAGAAUGUAGACACUUUGGCCUCUAACAUCCAGAAACAAUGUGGCCUCCAGGGGCCCAGCAUGUCUGAGAACUGACCAUGCAGUAGAGCCUGUGGAGCAUUAAAGAAUAUUCACAGUGAGCCUCCAAGCAGCCCAGUAAGCUGAGCUGAGCUUCUGCACAGCAGCCCCAGGUGUCUCUGGCCACUCUGAGGUGUUGAUUUCCCUCUGCUGCCUGGGGUGGGAGACUUCAGCGAGAGCCCCCAGCUAGAAGAGAAACCAGCUGACCAAGACAAGCACACGGACACCAAUACCAACAGCGAGGAUCUCAAGCACAAAGCAUAAUUUGGUUCUGGCAAUUUUUAUUGUUGUGGAGUUUGUUUGUUUUGUUAGAUAAUUAUAAAGUGUUGUGUAUAAUCCGUUUUUUAAACUAAGAGCAGAGAACAAAAGUUUUUAGUGCAUACAAUAAACAAUAACACUAUUGUUUUCCCCUAGCAACUUAAUGACAGAGAAAAGGGAGGAUUUGUUAGAGAAAGACAGAUCCCACAGAGACGGAGUGCAGUUGGUGCUCGGGGACGGUGUUUAGGACACAGAAGGCUUGAGGAGGCAGGGCCACCUGCCCGGGUCACUUCUGCCCUUUGUCCUUUUGUUGGACCUGCCAGAAAAGGGUUGAGUUUCACAGUUUUUAUGUUGUGAUGUUGUCCCCCCACUGCUGAGUGGAAUGCUGAGUGUUGUGCACACGUGGAAGUGUUGGAUGCCGGUCUGGUCUCGGCACUAAUGCCUGUUGGCAGGUGUCCACAUCGGCCUCUGGCAUUUGGUGGCACCUGCCUGUGGGAGCUGGCAGUGACACAUUCACAUCAAGUCAUUACAUUGUGCUCUGUUUACCUGCUAAAGCAGCUGUGGGCUGUAGCCUCCCUAACUGUGGUGGGAAAAGGUGACGGGAUGGGAAGGUUCCCCAUGGCUCCUGUCUCUGACUUUGGAGCUGGGUGACUUUGAACAGGCCUCCUCAGUUCUCCUGUGUGUAAGAUAGGGUGAAAGUGGUUUCCCUGUUUACUGAGCAGGGUGGCUGAAGGUGAAAUUAGAAGAUAAAGGCAUAAUCAUAACAGGUUGAAUGUUAUCACUGUGAAGAUAACACUCACUGCAAGUCCUUUAGUGCCAGCUCCGGGUAAUGCGUCUGCUCCCUGGCUCCUGGUUGGGGACACUGCUCUGGCUGAGAGCCAUGAGGUGGAGCCAAGUGGAGGUGGCAGGGGCCAGAGGCUGCUUCCCCCAGGAAGGGGGUUAGAUGCCCCGUUCUUCCUUCCAGAGGCUAAAGUAGGGCAGGAGUGUCUCCUGAAGGGGUUGAGAAAUUCCGGGCAAGUGAUGGUGAUUUCCUCAGUGGGCCACAUUGGCAGCGCACAGGGAACGCUUUCAGUUCUGCUGGCACUAGAGGGCCUGGGGUGGUUGGUGCCCUCCUGACCUCUGGAACUGGGUUAGAUUUAUAAGCUGCCCUCCAUGUAGAUGCCACAUGGAAGGCAUGCUCGCUCCGCCUGUGGUGGCUCUGGAGUGUGACUUAUCUGUGCCUAUGGACUGUGUCCUGUGGGGCUGGAAUGCAUAAUCCCUGAGUCAGAGUCAGGCAGCCUUGCAGGUGGGAGCACAGACCCUGGCGAGAGGCUUCCUAGCUAUUCCCAGGCCUCAUUUCUCUCCAGCAUGCAGAACAAUUCUGGCUAAAAUUCAGCCAGUCAUGGCCCCUCCCUGUGAGCUUCCACUUCUUGUUGAUUAUUUUGAGCAUUGUUUAGGGUUACUCUUUUGGGAGGAGAGGGAAGAGUAAUCUUCCAACUUAAAAAACAAACUGACACUCUCCAGCCAUGUGAACUUGCCUUAUUUGAAACUCUGUGUUUAGUGGAUUGAAUUAUGUCCCCCCAAAACUCACUGAAACUUGAAUUGUGUCCCCCAAGUUUUAUGUGAAACUUAGCCCCCACUGUGACAGUUAAGAGGGUGGGAAAUCCUAUUAUAGUAAUUGAAAGGUGGAGCCUUGAAGAGGUAAUUGGAUCAUAGGACCAUGCCGUAGUGAAUGGAUUAAAAAUGGUGUUCAGCGGCAUGGUUCUGAGGGCUUUAAAAGAAGAGGAGAGUCUGUCUUUCUCUCUUGCUCUCUCUGCUUCCACCAUCUUGCAAUGAAAGGCCCCUGGGUCACUGUCGCCACCACCAAAACCCUCACCAGUUGUGUUACCUGGACUUUGGACCAUUCCCAGCCUAAGAAACUGUAAGCAAUAAAUGUCGUUUUUCUUUGUAAAUCACCCAGUUACAGGUAUUCUGUUAUAGCAACAGAAACGGACUAAUACAGAAAAUUGGUACCAGUGAGUUGGGGUAUUGCUUAUAACAGAUACUUGAAAAUGUGGAAACGGCUUUGGAACUGGGUGUUGAGAGGUUGGAGGAGUUCAGAGGACUUAAAAAGAAGAUAAAACGACGAGGGAAAGUUUGGAAUGCCUUAGAGACUGGUUACAUGGUGGCGAGCAGAAUGCUGAUAGAAAUAUGGACUGUAAAGACCAUUCUAAGGUGGUCUCUGAUGUAAAUGAGAAGGGACUUAUUGGAAACUGGGGCAAAGAUCACCUUUGCUGUGAACUGGCGAGGAAUUUGGCUGCAUUCAGUCCAUGCCCUAGGACUUUGUGGAAGUUGGAACUUAUGAGUUGUGAACUAGAGCAUCUGGCAGAAGAAAUUUCUAAGCAGCAAAGCAUUAUAGAAGAUGAAUGACUACUUGUAACAGCCUAUGCUGAGUUAUGGCAGCAAAGGCACAAUGUAAAGCCAGAAUUUAAAAGGGAAGCAGAGUGUAAAGAUUUGGAAAAUUUGCAGCCUGGCCAUGUGGUAGAGAAGCAGAGAGCAUGCAAUGUUGCAGCCCAGCAACCAUUAGCUAAGAAGAUUAGUACAAAGUAAAGAAUUAUCAAGAGAAGAAGAAAAAGGCCCUGAAGGCAUUGCAGAAGCCUCUGGGGCCAACCCUUCCAUUUCAGGCCCAAAGACCUAAGGAGACAGAAUGGUCUUGGGGAACAGGCUUGAAGAGCCCUCCAUGGGGUCACUGCCCAGAGCCAUCUUGGGAAGUGGCUUCCAGCACCAGCAUCCCAGCUGCUUUGGCUGCUCCAGCUAUGGGAAAAUUGACCCCAGGUGUGGCCGGACAUGCAGCUUUGGAAAAUACAAGCUAGAAGGCUUGGCAGAAUCCACAUGGUGUUAGGUCUGCAGGCUUGCAGAAUGCUAGAGCUGUGGAGGCUUGGGCACCUCCACGCCAAUUUCAGAGGAUGUAUAGAAAAGUCUGGGGGCGUAGGAAGAGAUCUGUUGCAGGGACUGUGUCACUGCAGACAGCCUUCACUAGAGCAAUGCCGAGCAGAAAUGUGGGGUCAGAGUUGCAGCAGAGAAACCCCAACAGCACCACCUCUAGUGGAGUUGUGAGAGCAGGACCACCAUGGAGACCCCACACCUGUGGAGCUACCAGAGUGGAACACCAGCCUGGGAAUGCUAAAGUGUGGCCUAAGACCAGGAAAGCCAUAGGAGCGGAGCUACCCAAGGACUUGGGGACCCAAACCCCACACCAGAGGAGUGGAGAAGAGGUCGAACAUGGAAUCGAGUGCUGCACCAGGGAACCGAACAGGUGUUUGCUGGUGUGAUGCUGCCCCACAUGAUGCGGCCCUUCCGGCGCCUGGUCUGCGCCUUGGCCUCCUGCCGGCCAGUGCCCAUGAGACACAGAGGAGGCAGCCUGCUGCACACAGCCCCAGUGGCCUGCUCGGACAGGACUGCCCCGGUGUUCACCCGAGCCCUGGCCUUUGGGGACAGAGUUGCCCUCAUUGACCAGCACGGCCACCACACAUAUAAGGACCUUUAUAAUCGCGGCCUUCGCCUGUCUCAGGAGAUCUGCAGGCUCCGAGGGUGUGUCAGUGGGGACCUCGGGGAGGAGAGGAUUUCCUUUCUAUGCUCCAACGAUGUCUCCUACGUCAUUGCCCAGUGGGCCUCGUGGAUGAGUGGUGGCAUCGCAGUCCCCCUCUACAGGAAACACCCUGAAGUCCAGCUGGAGUAUUUCAUCCGGGACUCCCAGAGCUCUGUGGUCAUUGCUGGCCAGGAGUAUGUGGAGCUCCUGAGUCCAGUUGUCAGGAAGCUGGGGGUCCCGCUUCUGCCUCUCACACCCGCUGUCUAUGAUGGGGCUGCAGAGGAGGAGGAGGGGCCGGUGCAGGAGCUGCAGGAGCGGGAAUGGAGAGAUCGGGGUGCCAUGAUCAUCUACACGAGUGGGACCACAGGACAGCCCAAGGGCGUGCUAAGCACCCACCACAACAUCAGGGCCAUGGUGACCGGGCUGGUCCACAAGUGGGCGUGGACGAAAGACGAUGUGAUCCUCCAUGUCCUCCCACUGCACCAUGUACACGGUGUGGUCAACAAGCUGCUCUGCCCACUCUGGGUGGGAGCCACCUGUGUGAUGGCGCCCGAGUUCAGUGCUCAGCUGGUUUGGGAAAAGUUCUUAAGCUCUGAAACUCCACGGAUUAAUGUAUUUAUGGCAGUGCCUACAAUAUAUACCAAACUGAUCGAUUACUACGACAGACAUUUUACUCAGCCUCAUGUCCAGGAUUUCAUACGUGCAGUUUGUGAAGAAAAAAUCAGGCUCAUGGUCUCUGGCUCGUCGGCGCUGCCCCUACCCGUGCUGGAGAAGUGGAGGAGCAUCACAGGCCACACUCUGCUGGAGAGGUACGGCAUGACAGAGGUCGGCAUGGCCCUGUCCAGCCCCCUGGCCACGGCGCGCCUGCCAGGUUCUGUGGGGACCCCACUGCCGGGAGUGGAGGUGCGCAUUGUCUCAGAAAACCCACAGAAAGAUGGCCGCCCCUACGCCAUCCACGCCGAGGGAAAUGAGAGGGAGACCAAGGUGACCCCAGGGUUCGAAGAGAAGGAGGGGGAGCUGCUGGUCAGGGGAUCCUCUGUGUUUCGAGAAUAUUGGGAUAAACCAGAAGAAACUAAAAACGCUUUCACUUUGGAUGGCUGGUUUAAAACAGACUUUGUGCCUUUGAAAAGAAUGUUACUGUUGAUUUUGUUUCAAGAGCAAGAGAACCUGGAUGUGUGUCGUCCACCUCUGUCCCCGUGGUUUUCAGACAUGAAGUUUACACUCCUGUGAAGUUGUCUCCGUCCCGCUUUCAUUUCCUGCCCCUUCUAGUGUCUCCUUUGGCAUUUUUCUCACCAGGAAUGGUUCUCAGAUGUGUCUCCACUGCAGGCACCCACCUCUUUCUUGAUCCUAUGGGACAGUUACCACCACUGCCCAUUCUGGAUGGGUGACCCUCCCCUGAGCCCCCUGCCUGUGGAGAGGCGCCCGGCUUCAGCCCCCCCGUCUGUAAGAUGGCUUGGGGGUCUCAGGGCCAAUGGUCUUGUGUUCCCUGAGAGUUUCCUCAAGGACCAGGAGCCCUAGUUUAAGACACAUUCUAUUGCCACUUUAAGAUCCAUUUGGGAGAAAAAGUGCUGGACGGGCCAGGUCUGGGUCUCCCCCACCUGGUUUCCUGACUCACCUCCCCCAACUUUGCAGAACCUGGAUGGGUUUGCAGGGGCGUCUACAGUUGCUCCAGAUCAACAGCUCAGGACCCUCCUGGCCAGGAGUGCUUGGCCUGAGGACCGUGGACGGGCAGGGGCAAGACCUCCCUCAGGGAGGCUGCCUGUCACCUCCGUCCACCCAUACAUCCAGAAUGCUAGAAUCUGAGUAUCAGGGAGAUUUAUUUUCAAUUACAGUUAAGGGCAGAGACCUGAGAUAGCAGAGGAUUUGAAAGCAGUGCCUAGAUCCACAUGCUCAGGUUUUAUUGAUUGCAACAUUGUAUCUGUCAGAACAAAACUCCCUUAAUGUGGCAUCCAGUGGAGGAGAUACAUAGCUCCCUGGCAAGAGGCUCUGACUGCAGAAUCGAUGUAUUUUGAUAAAUACGUCGUUAUAAAGAGUAAAAGUUACGUCGUUAUAAAGAGUAAGAGUUACUUAACUCGUUUGUGCAUCUCAAGAUGAUAACUUGUGUCUCUUGAGCUCCCUCCUGGAUAGCACUAGAGCCCAGGCCAUGUUGUUGGCAGGCCUCCUCCCUGACACGUGCAGCCCGUUGCCACUCUGGGGACACCGUGUAAAGCUUGGCCUCGAUAUCUCUGGGCCCUCGAGGAUGGGGAUGGAGCCUGGAAAGAUGGAACUACCCACUGUCCCUGUCAGCAGGGAUGUAGUGAGAGGCACCGUCUGUGCCAGGUACCGGGCAGGUGC